This is a messenger RNA of Penicillium soppii, 273 nucleotides long. RefSeq lists its product as uncharacterized. The record is from RefSeq and is a predicted model, not a curated record. NCBI's taxonomy places the organism in Eukaryota, Fungi, Ascomycota, Eurotiomycetes, Eurotiales, Aspergillaceae. The transcript has a single exon. The coding region runs from base 1 to 273 and encodes 90 amino acids.
AUGAGUCGCUUUCUUAGUCCCGUCCCAGAAUUUCUAGAGUUCUACAGUGAUCUUGAUCUCCUCGAUACAUUCGCCCCAACGGUCUUAGAAGACCCCUCCUUCGAGGGUGCGACAGUUGCUACUCUCCGCGAGCACUUCAAUCAGUGGGCAAAGGCUGGGCGAAAAGAGGAGCAGGGCGUUAGUGAAGACUACUGUGCACGUACCGGUCGAGCUCGGUUUUGUAUCAUGGUGGACCAGGAAGCCAUGGAAUCGGUUCUGAAUGCUCCCGCGUAG